UCGAUAUGGCAACGUAGCUGCCAAUUUCAUGUGACAGAUUCGAGGGUCUAUUCUCCAUGUGUACCAAGAAUAAUAUAUGAGUAUUCACAACAGAAGAGUUAAGACUGAAUUAGAAGAAAUGGGACAAGAUGAUGAUAGGAUAUCAUUUGACUAUGAUGUCCAGCAUACAAUUGACGGGCAGUAUACUGAAGAUAUAAAGACCGAAGACGUAAAGACUGAAGAUAUAGAUAUUGUUGACCAGUACAUUGAUGAGAAUGGAAUAAGAUCGUCUAUUGGAUAUGAAACAGAAAUGAAGAGAGAUUAUAGUUUCAAUGACAAUAUUACUUUUGAAAUUGAGCCAUUGAGUAGUAAACAUGACUCAUCUAAUAAAUAUAAAACUAGGAAUCAUAUGGAUGCUGCUCCUUCGAAUAAACAUGAACAAGAAUGUCUAGUAUGUGAGUAUACAACAAAUGACAAGACAAAUCUAAAACGGCAUUUUGAUGCUGUUCAUUUGAAUAAGCGAGAACAUAAUUGUAAGUUUUGUGAGUAUUCUGCUAAACAUAAGCAGGGACUUGAAAACCAUAUAAAGGCUGUUCAUUUGGAUAAACGAGAACAUAAAUAUCACCUGCGCAACUAUGCUUCAGCUUAUAAACAGAAUAUCAAAAAGCAUAUAGUUGCAGUUCAUUCGAAUAAACGAGAACAUAAAUGUGUGUUUUGUGAGUAUGCUGCUAACGAAAAGAAACAUCUUGAAAACCAUAUAAAGGCUGUUCAUUUGGAUAAACGAGAACAUAAAUGUCACCUGUGCAACUAUGCUUCAGCUUAUAAACAGAACAUCAAAAAGCAUAUAGGUGCAGUUCAUUUGAAUGAACAAGAACAUAAAUGUGGGUUUUGUGAGUAUGCUGCUAAUGAAAAGAAAGAUCUUAAAAAGCAUAUAAAGGCUGUUCAUUUAGAUAAACGAGAACAUAAAUGUCACCUCUGUAACUUUGCUUCAGCUUAUAAACAGAACAUCAAAAAGCAUAUAGCUGCAGUUCAUUCGAAUAAACGAGAACAUAAAUGUGUGUUUUGUGAGUAUGCUGCUAACGAAAAGAAAGAUCUUGAAAACCAUAUAAAGGCUGUUCAUUUGGAUAAACGAGAACAUAGAUGUCACCUGUGCAAUUAUGCUUCAGCUUAUAGACAGAACAUCCAAAGGCAUAUAGAAGUAGUUCAUCUGAACAAACGAGAAUAUAAAUGUGGAUUUUGUGAGUAUGUAGCUCAGCAGAAAGGACAAUUUGAAAAUCAUAUGAAGGCUGUUCAUUUGGAAAAACGAGAACAUAAAUGUCACCUGUGCAACUAUGCUACAGCUUAUAAAGGGAACAUCAAAAAUCAUAUAGAUGCAGUUCAUUCGAAUAAACGAGAACAUAAAUGUGUGUUUUGUGAGUAUGCUGCUAAUGAAAAGAAAGUUCUUGAAAACCAUAUAAAGGCUGUUCAUUUGGAUAAACGAGAACAUAAAUGUCACUUGUGCAACUAUGCUUCAGCUUAUAAACAGAGCAUCAAAAGGCAUAUAGAUGAAGUUCAUUUGAAGUAUAAACGAAAAGGGAGGAGUCGAUAAAGAUAUGAAUGUUAUUCGCUUCAAUAAACGCGAAUGUGUUAAUAUUUUUAACUACUCAUGUUCAUUCAUAAUCA
This is a messenger RNA of Harmonia axyridis, 1641 nucleotides long. Its product is annotated as zinc finger Y-chromosomal protein 1-like. The record is from RefSeq and is a predicted model, not a curated record. Gene Ontology annotation, biological process: regulation of gene expression. The coding region runs from base 77 to 1567 and encodes 496 amino acids. Gene Ontology annotation, cellular component: nucleus. Lineage: Eukaryota; Metazoa; Arthropoda; Insecta; Coleoptera; Coccinellidae. The transcript has 2 exons.